Molecule: messenger RNA, 1444 nt
Organism: Syngnathus acus (greater pipefish)
Lineage: Eukaryota; Metazoa; Chordata; Actinopteri; Syngnathiformes; Syngnathidae
Product: coenzyme Q-binding protein COQ10 homolog A, mitochondrial
Exons: 5
Coding region: 1-750 (249 amino acids)
Biological process (GO): ubiquinone biosynthetic process; cellular respiration
Cellular component (GO): mitochondrion
Molecular function (GO): ubiquinone binding
Source: RefSeq, a predicted model, not a curated record
AUGGCAGCCGCGACCACAGCCCGGAGGUUGCCCAUGGGUGUGCGGACUUUUAGCGACUAUCUCCAGCUUGCCAUCGUGGGCUCGCCCCGGUCUUGUCGCCCAUCGGUGCCCCGAAUGUGCACGCGACAAAAUAUCAGACAUUUGUCCUCAUGCGGCAUUUUGAUGACAAGAUCUCCCAGAGUGCUUUGCCUCCACGACUGGGAAGCAAUGGCGAGUGUUCCCCAGAGCAGGAACUUCAUCAGCCUUACCAAUAAAAGGAAGGAGUACUCGGAACGCAGGAUACUUGGGUUCUCCAUGCUGGAGAUGUACGAUGUGGUUGCCAACGUCGACGACUACAAGCUGUUCGUUCCGUGGUGCAAGAAGUCUCAGACGGUGGCCAAGCGGGCGGGCCACUGCAAGGCCCAGCUGGAGGUGGGCUUCCCGCCUGUCAUCGAGCGCUACACGUCCAUGAUCAGCUGCGUGCGGCCUCACCUGGUCAAGGCCGUGUGCACGGACGGAAAGCUGUUCAACCACCUGGAGACCAUUUGGCGUUUCAGUCCUGGCAUUCCCGGUUACCCUCGCACCUGCACUGUUGACUUUUCCAUAUCCUUCGAGUUCCGCUCCCUGCUGCACUCGCAGCUGGCCGCCAUGUUCUUCGACGAGGUGGUCAAGCAGAACGUGGCUGCUUUUGAGCGCCGUGCCUGCAAGCUCUACGGCCCAGAGACUCGUAUCCCACGAGAGCUCAUGUUCCACGAGAUCCACCAGACGUGAUGUCCGGCCGUAAAACACCCAAACUGCAUGAAGCUGCUGCUUAGUCUCCCCCCUACCCCCCCUACCUGGGACAUUGUCCAGCGAGUUCAUGUACAAAACAACAAAUACAUCGUCAAACAAUAUGCUUUUAUUUAAAAUAUAUAUAUAUUUUUAAGACAACCAAUCCUGAGUUUAAUUCUGAAGGGGAGGAAGUCCAAUGUUUCACUGUGACCUUCAGUUCAAACAUAUUCCUUCACGUUGAUUUGUUUUGAUACACUACUCACAAAAAGUUUGGAUGUUAGCUGAAAUAUCAGGAUGAAUCUUGAAUGUCGCCAAACUCUUACAGGUGAAUUUAAUUCAAACUUCUCACAAUUUUGAAAGCACAUAUGUAUUCAACUGUUUAGUGUCUCAGCACUUUUUCCUCCAACUUGCUGUUCUCUAAGAAGGAGCCACAUUCACAGCAGGUGUUUUUUUAAUGACUCUUCCAGUUUAUCUUUUAUAUUUUAGGCUCAUCCUGAAAAUUCUCUAGUCUCCCAUUUUUUGUGAGUAGUCUGCUUUGCUUCAUUAUAGUGUGCUUGGUGCUAAACACUUCAUAUAUGAUUAGUGUUUUUUUUUUUUAAAGGGGGAGCGGAUAAAAUGUGCCAUUUUUGGGACAGUGAGAAAGUGUUAACAGGUUUGAUUAAAGGGACAAAGAAGUUUCUUUCUGCACUUUGAA